Cladophialophora psammophila CBS 110553 is the source of this 960-nucleotide messenger RNA. RefSeq lists its product as uncharacterized. The transcript has a single exon. The coding region runs from base 1 to 960 and encodes 319 amino acids. The record is from RefSeq and is a predicted model, not a curated record. Gene Ontology annotation, molecular function: hydrolase activity. Lineage: Eukaryota; Fungi; Ascomycota; Eurotiomycetes; Chaetothyriales; Herpotrichiellaceae.
AUGAAACUCUAUGCCAUUUCAGACCUCCAUCUCAGCUACAAGCACAACCGCGAGGCUCUGUAUGAGCUAAGACCUCAUUUGGACGACAGCCUGAUCAUCUGCGGCGAUGUUGGAGAGAAGAUUGAGCACCUCCAUGAAGCCUUCAACAUUACCACCAAGCUCUUCAAGCAGGUCUUUUGGGUGCCUGGCAAUCACGAGCUGUAUACGCUACCAGGGCAUCGCAACCGCGCCGAGGGGCACGAAGACGACGGCCUCGACGAGGAUCUACGAGGAGAUUUCAAGUAUCAGGAAUGCCUCCGGGUCGCCAACGAGUACGGAGUCAUCACCCCAGAGGACGAGUACGUGAAGUGGGAAGGCGAAGGCGGACCUUGCAUCAUCUGUCCGCUGUUUACACUCUACGACUACAGUUUCAGGCCCGAUGAUGUGUCGAGAGAGGCCGCCUUGGAAUGGGCGAUGGAAGAGAACAUUGUUGCCACGGACGAGGCAUUGCUUCACCCAGACCCGUACGAGUCGCGGGAUCUGUGGUGCCAGGAGCUCGUUUCCAAGGCCGAAGAGCGGCUCGAAGCCACCUCCCGAAGAGGAAUCCCCCUGGUGCUGGUCAACCACUGGCCGUUGCGCCAAGACACCAUUACAAUUCCCAUGAUCCCUCGCUUCAGCUUAUGGUGUGGAACCAAGAAGACCGAGGACUGGCAUACGCGAUUCAAUGCCAAAGUAGUGGUUACAGGGCAUCUGCACGUUCGCAGGACGGAUUGGAGAGAUGGAGUGAGGUUCGAGGAGGUCAGCCUAGGGUAUCCCAAACAAUGGCAGGUUGCACGAGAGAGAGGGUUGGAUGUCAACGAUCUGCUAAGGGAGAUCUUGCCGGCACUGGACAUGCAGGAUCCAGGUGAUGGCAAGACGAUUUGGAGGCGAUCUGGGCAGCCGUCCACGGACCUGGUCAAAAGCAUCAAAGGACUAGAGUAA